CCUCCAGUAGUGGGACCAGGCUUCAUAGAGGUUAUGUAGAGGAAGCCACACUGGAAGACAAGCCAUCGCAGACUUCUCACAUUGUGUUUGUUGUGCAUGGCAUUGGACAGAAGAUGGACCAAGGAAGAAUUAUAAAGAACACAGCCAUGAUGAGAGAGGCUGCAAGAAAAAUAGAAGAAAGGCAUUUUUCCAACCAUGCAACACAUGUUGAGUUUCUGCCUGUUGAAUGGCGAUCAAAGCUUACUCUUGAUGGAGACACUGUUGAUUCCAUUACUCCUGACAAAGUGCGCGGCUUGAGGGACAUGCUGAACAGUAGUGCAAUGGACAUAAUGUACUAUACUAGCCCACUUUAUAGGGAUGAGCUAGUUAAAGGCCUUCAGCAAGAGCUGAAUCGAUUAUAUUCCCUUUUCUGUUCUCGGAAUCCAGACUUUGAAGAAAAAGGGGGUAAAGUCUCAAUAGUGUCCCAUUCCUUGGGGUGUGUAAUUACUUAUGACAUCAUGACGGGCUGGAAUCCAGUUCGACUCUAUGAGCAGCUGCUACAGAAGGAGGAAGAGCUGCCUGAUGAACGAUGGAUGAGCUAUGAAGAGCGACACCUUCUUGAUGAACUCUAUAUCACGAAAAGACGGCUGAGGGAAAUAGAAGAACGGCUGCAUGGAUUGAAGGCGUCAUCCAUAACACAAACACCUGCCUUAAAAUUUAAGGUGGAGAAUUUCUUCUGUAUGGGAUCCCCGCUAGCAGUUUUUUUGGCAUUGCGUGGCAUCCGACCAGGAAAUACUGGAAGUCAAGACCACAUUUUACCUAGAGAGAUUUGUAACCGCUUACUAAAUAUUUUUCAUCCUACAGACCCAGUGGCCUACAGAUUAGAACCAUUGAUUCUGAAGCACUACAGCAACAUUUCACCAGUCCAGAUCCACUGGUACAACACUUCAAAUCCUCUACCUUACGAGCAUAUGAAGCCAAACUUUCUCAACCCAGCAAAAGAACCUACCUCAGUUUCGGAGAAUGAAAGCAUUGCCAAUAUCCCGAGCCCCGUGACCUCCCCAGUCUUACAACGGCGCCACUACGGAGAGUCCAUAACUAACAUUGGCAAAGCAAGCAUAUUGGGGGCUGCUAGCAUUGGAAAGGGGCUUGGAGGAAUGUUGUUCUCAAGAUUUGGACGGUCUUCAACAUCACAGUCAUCUGAGCCAUCUAAAGACACAGUGGAAGACGAGAAGAAGCCUGUCGCUUCUCCUUCUACCACCACUGUGGCAACGCAGACCCUGCCGCACAGCAGCUCCGGCUUCCUUGACUCUGCAUAUUUCAGACUUCAAGAAUCGUUCUUUUAUCUCCCACAACUUCUUUUUCCGGAAAAUGUAAUGCAGAAUAAAGAUGAUAGCCUCGUGGAGCUGGAGCACAGGAUUGACUUUGAACUCAGAGAAGGCCUCGUGGAGAGCCGCUAUUGGUCAGCCGUCACAUCGCACACUGCCUACUGGUCAUCCUUGGAUGUCGCUCUUUUUCUUUUAACAUUCAUGUACAAACACGAGCAUGAUAAUGAUGCAAAGCCCAGCCUAGAUCCAAUCUGAACUCUGGAAGGAUAUGACUGACCCAAAACUUUUUUUUUCUCUGUUAAAAUGUGUCAAGAUACGGAGAUUUCAAGAUUCCAGUUUUGUUUAGGGCAAGAAAUACUUUAAUUUAUAAGCACUUUAUUUUAUUUUUAAAAGAGAACAAAAACACGUUUUCAGUUCAAAAGAAGUUAUUUACUGUUUCUGUAAUUUUGAUUACGAGUCUAGCAAAGCCCCUGCAGAGAAUCACCAGGCGUGCGUGGAAGUGCGGCAGACUUAGAUGAGCUUUGUGAAGGCAGCCGUCAUGGUCCAGUUCUCCAGAGAAGUCUAAUAUAAUGUAUUAAUCUAAAGAUGUUCUAAUUCUCAGGUGGUCAGAACCCAGUACACUCUGUGUGAUGACUACAAGGUGGCAUCAUGGUUUUUGAUUCUGUGAAGACUUCCAUGUCCACAGUUCCUUUGAAAGAAGAAUAUAACAAAUAUAAAAUGUUCUAAAUUUUACUUGUUUUUUUAAAAAAACUAAUGCUAAAAAGCAAUGUUUGAACUAUACUUAUAAUUUAUUAUCUCUAGUUAUUUCAGUGUAUGAAACAUUACAUUUUUAAUGUUUCUUUUGAGCCACAGUUAUUUUGUAUCAUGUUGAGGCCCAUUUUCCCCAAAAUCCAUCUUUGUACCUUCAGAUGACCAGGUGAUGCUGUGGCAUAUGUCAGGUUUUUGGGGUUUUUUGUUUUGUUUUUCAUUAAAAACAUGGUUUCACACAGCACCAGUUUUUUUUUUUUUUUUUUUUUUUUUUUUUAAUGAUGUCCCAGGUACCUUGAGAGCAAGCUAGAAAUUUUCAACGCAGGGACUCCACGUUGGGCACACUUUGUUAGAAAGUUAGAAAACACCUUUGGACUAGAGAAUAUGAUGACUUGAAACGUAUAAACACCUGUGUGCCAAACAGCUAACACAUGUGAAGGGAUGGAAUGCCACCAACAAUUACUAUUUAAAGCUCUAAAAGAAAGCAUGAGAUGCCUGGCAGUGGUGGCACAUGCCUUUAAUCCCAGCACUCGGGAGGCAGGCAGGCAGAUUUCGGUGAGUUCGAGACCAGACUGGUCUACAAGAGCUAGUUCCAGGACAAGCUCCAAAGCCACAGAGAAACCCUGUCUCGAAAAACCCAAAAAGAAAAGAAAAAAAGCAUGAGGUGUUGUGAGCACAAUAAAUGGACAGUAAGGGGGGGAGGGUGUUCUGGGCUGCAAUUGUUUCCACAGUGCUAUUCAUCUGAAGUGUAUAUUCAUCGGCUUCCUGAGGUAAGUGAACAUGUGUUACCAUGUCUCGUGAAUAUACUGAGGCACCAAUAUUUGCAGUGCCUUGCAUUAGAUUACACAGAAAAUGGAGAGACUUUGGAUUGAAGCCAGACCAUAUCUUUUCUGUGCUACUUGAUGACUUCAUUCACGUGUGACCCUGAGUAGUCUGUAGCUGUUAAUAAGCUGGAAAAGAGUGGCCGUGAAGCCCAGCAUUGCCUGCAGAUACAUCUGGACUCCUACAGAAGGGGGUUCACUUAGGGCAACAGUAGCUUUCCUUGCCAUGUCCAAUACUCGCUUCCCGGUGGCUCUCCCUAUAUUCCACUCAAGGUGCUGUCUUUUCUCAUGUGUAAGGGAGUUUUGCAGCUGCUGGGACCAGAGCCAGUCAGCCCACACCCCCUCUCUUUUCUCUGCAGGGUGGCAGAGCUCAUGGCUUUUUUUGGGUGUUAGUGCUUGCCCUCAGUGCUGGAUGGCUCCUCGAUGCCACUGAAUCUGCUCAAUACGCAGACUUCUUUCCAGGGUUUAAGAAUGCUAAGGCUGCGUGACGGGUGUGUAGCUCACAAAAGCCCUUGCUGUAAAGGCUUUUGAUGAAUUUUAGCAGAGCCAAGCAUCUUCUUUUGAGUUUGGAGAUUCCUGUGAACUCAGGUCAUUUUCAUAGCCUAUUUAUUUAGUGGGUUUCAUUUAAUUCUCAGGAAUGUUGAACCCAUGUUGUAUGGCUGUCGUUAAAGGUGGCUGAGCAUAUGUUGAAUAUCAACUGAAAGGAGAAGUUUGCUUCCGUAAGCAAAGGAGUAUGUCUGCUUGCUUUUCCUCACCCUGCAAAGCAGUUGAAUUUUCAUUGCAUGAGUUUAUGUCAACUCUUGGAAAGAACAGCAUUCAAACCACUCUUUCAGUGAAAAGUAGAUGCUGUGCACCUCUGGACAGCUGUUGCCGGUUCUUACUUUCGUCAAUACUGAUGUUGAUUUUGGUUUUAUAGCUGGUCUCUCCAUCUCUGCAUGUAAUCAUGGGAUGUACUGCCAUAUACUAAAGUAAUAUACAGAGUAUGUAAUUCUGACGUGAUUUAGAAGCCAAGUCAAGUACCAAGUAACAGUUUGCAAUUUUAUUCCAGCAAGUACUAAAUUGGACCCCUGAAGUCCUAAUUUUGAUACUAAUUAAAAUUCUAUUCUCGACUUUGUGUUCA
Cricetulus griseus (Chinese hamster) is the source of this 3995-nucleotide messenger RNA. The record is from RefSeq and is a predicted model, not a curated record. Lineage: Eukaryota; Metazoa; Chordata; Mammalia; Rodentia; Cricetidae.